GGCCCCCCCCGCCACUAUGGCUGUUGUGGAUUCUUCAGGGACAGUCUGUGGGAUCCUCGCCGGUGCCAAAACGCGGGGCAUUCAAUGCGCGCGAGCAGGGCAGCAGGCGUUCUCCGUAUCACCAAACACCUCCUAUGAGUCGGUCUCUGGUGGCCGUGACUUCUUCUGCGGGCUUCGGUCCGGCGGACUCAGCUUCUUCUGUUGGAGCGCAACCAAUUCCUCCUCCUCAUUCCUCCCCGCUAAGCGAGUCUAUAAGGGCUCCGCUGCCAUCACUGACCUCAGCGUUGGCGAGAAUCAAAUUUGCGCCUUUGAGAAGAAAAAUACAGUAAUCAGGUGGUGGCGUGGGGAUGGAACAUUUCCGCUAGCCGCCCCCGGAGUUUACCAGUCGCUUACCUCCGGUAGAGGGUUUUCUUGCGGGAUUGGGAAUACCAACCAAGUGCGAUGCUGGGGAAGCCGUGGCUCUUACAUCGAGAGCACGUUUCUGAAUGUUUCGAUGACGAGCAUCGUUGCUGGAGACUCCCAUGUCUGCGGAGUUACUAUUUCAGGUUUGUUGGUCUGCAGGGGAAGCAACAGUUCCGGUCAAUUGAACGCUCCAUCCGGCGAUGCCUUCGAGUUUUCUGGUCUAGCACUCGGGCUGAAUCAUUCGUGUGCUAUAAAGCAGCCGAACGGGACUGUCCUCUGCUGGGGGGGCGUCGCCGGAGAACGGAGUUAUUCUCCCGUGGAAGGCACCUUCUUCGAAUCUAUCGUCGCUGGUGGUGACCUCACCUGCGGUUUGAUCACUGAGAAUUUUACAGUGCUGUGCUGGAAAGCAGAUCGCCUCAAUACAUCCGUUACCGUUUUGCCUCUACCUAAAAUUCUUCCGGGAAUCUGCGUUUCUGAAAAGAGCUCCUGUAAAUGUGGCAUCUUUCCUGAUUCAGAGUCACUCUGUUCUGGUUCUGGGAUCAUUUGCAGGUCCUGCGGGGCUCCUACUAUAACCUUGUUUCCACCUCCUCCGCCGUUAGCAGCACAACCACCUACUUCGCCGCCGCCUUCAGCAUCUCCGUCGUCGAAGACGAGCAAAGCGUGGCUUGCCUACGCCAUAAUUGGGUCUAUUGGGUCCUUCCUCGGGCUGUGCGCCAUCCUGUAUUGCGUAUGGGCCAGCAUUUUCCGGCGAAAGAAAGUCCACAAUUCCGUGCAGCCCACAAUCUCCCGCAACGAAAACGCUGCAGCAGCAAACCACGCCGACUCAUCCGCCGUCACAAUGCCAAGCCCCUUCACCUCCCCCUCAGGAUCAAAAUCCCGUAUUUUCCGGCGACAUGGCUCCCGCAUCAUGCGGCGACAACGCAGUGGGCCUUCCUCCUUCAAAGACCGCGCAGAGGUGUUUUCCUUCGCCGACCUCUCCUCUGCCACCAAAAACUUCUCCCUCGAAUUCAAACUCGGCGCCGGCAGCUUCGGCACUGUCUACAAAGGUAAACUCGCCGACGGCCGUGAGGUCGCCAUCAAACGCAGUGAAUCCAACUUGAAACCCAAAAAAAUCGAGGAGAAAGAAAGCGCCUUUCAGUCCGAGCUCGCUUUCCUCUCCCGCCUCCACCACAAACACCUGGUAGGCUUCGUGGGCUAUUGCGAGGAGAAAGAAGAGCGCCUCUUAGUAUACGAGUACAUGAAGAACGGCGCCCUGUAUGACCACCUUCACACCCGUGCCGCCGACGCAGGGAAGCUGAAUUCGUGGGGAAUAAGAAUUAAAGUCCUCCUCGACGCAUCGCGAGGAAUCGAAUACCUACACAGCUACGCCGUGCCGCCGAUCAUCCACCGAGACAUCAAGUCAUCGAACAUAUUGCUCGACGGCGAGUGGGUCGCAAGAGUAUCGGACUUCGGCCUUUCACUCAUGGGACCGGAAGUGGAAGGAGGACACAUAUCGAUGAGGGCGGCGGGGACGAUGGGUUACAUGGACCCGGAGUACUACGGUCUACAUCACCUGACGACGAAGAGCGACGUGUACGGCUUCGGUGUUGUGAUGCUUGAGGUAUUAACGGGGAGGCGGGCGAUAUUUAGAGAAGGGGAAGGAGGGGAACCGCUGAGCGUGGUUGAUUAUGCAGCGCCGAGCAUUGCCGGCGGAGAGCUUGGGCGGGUGCUCGACCCACGGGUGGCGCCACCGGGGCCAAGGGAGGCGGAGGCCGUUGAACUGGUGGCGUACACCGCCGUGCACUGCGUGAGCUUGGAAGGGAAAGACCGACCGGCAAUGUCGGAUGUGGUGAUGAAUUUGGAAAGCGCGCUUGCGCUCUGCGAGGCGUCUAAUGGGAGCGGAUCCAGUAAUAGCAUUUCUUUCGUUUCUUUGGAUUGAUUGUCCUUAGUAAUCACCAUUAAUUCGAUUUCUCCUUGCUCUUAGCCGGUGGAAAUUAAGUUCAUUGAGGGCUUUUUUUUUUCUUUUUCUGAA
Molecule: messenger RNA, 2413 nt
Organism: Phalaenopsis equestris
Lineage: Eukaryota; Viridiplantae; Streptophyta; Magnoliopsida; Asparagales; Orchidaceae
Product: putative serine/threonine-protein kinase-like protein CCR3
Exons: 1
Coding region: 17-2320 (767 amino acids)
Biological process (GO): protein phosphorylation
Molecular function (GO): ATP binding; protein serine/threonine kinase activity
Source: RefSeq, a predicted model, not a curated record